ACAAUGCUCUGGGGUGUCCAUCUCUCACCCUUCCUAUCUGGCUGUCCUAGGAUGAGCUGCCCGCGUUAGCCAUUUCCAGGCCCCAGACCAGCCUGUCCUUCCUGGCCCCGGAGCCUGAGGAUCUAGAGGAUCUUUACAGCCGCUACAAGAAGCUGCAGCAGGAGCUGGAGUUCCUGGAGGUGCAGGAGGAGUAUAUCAAGGAUGAACAGAAGAACCUGAAGAAGGAGUUCCUGCACGCACAGGAGGAGGUGAAGCGCAUCCAGAGCAUCCCGCUGGUCAUUGGCCAGUUCCUGGAGGCCGUGGAUCAGAACACAGCCAUUGUGGGCUCUACCACAGGCUCCAAUUAUUAUGUGCGAAUCCUGAGCACUAUCGACCGGGAGCUGCUGAAGCCCAAUGCAUCAGUGGCCCUCCAUAAGCACAGCAAUGCACUGGUGGAUGUCCUGCCACCUGAGGCUGACAGCAGCAUCAUGAUGCUGACGUCAGAUCAGAAGCCAGAUGUGAUGUACGCCGACAUUGGGGGCAUGGACAUCCAGAAGCAGGAGGUGAGGGAGGCUGUGGAGCUGCCCCUCACCCACUUUGAGCUCUAUAAACAGAUUGGCAUUGACCCCCCGCGCGGUGUCCUGAUGUACGGGCCCCCUGGCUGUGGGAAGACCAUGCUGGCCAAAGCCGUGGCCCAUCAUACCACAGCUGCCUUCAUCCGUGUGGUGGGCUCUGAGUUUGUGCAGAAGUACCUGGGCGAAGGGCCGCGCAUGGUGCGAGAUGUCUUCCGGCUGGCCAAGGAGAAUGCACCCGCCAUCAUCUUCAUCGACGAGAUCGACGCCAUCGCCACCAAGCGCUUCGAUGCCCAGACGGGGGCUGACAGGGAGGUUCAGCGCAUCCUGCUGGAGCUGCUCAACCAGAUGGAUGGUUUUGACCAGAACGUCAACGUCAAGGUGAUCAUGGCCACUAACCGGGCAGACACGCUGGAUCCUGCCCUACUGCGGCCCGGCCGUCUUGACCGCAAGAUCGAGUUCCCCUUGCCUGACCGGCGCCAGAAACGCCUCAUCUUCUCCACCAUCACCAGCAAGAUGAACCUGUCCGAGGAGGUGGACCUGGAGGACUAUGUGGCCCGGCCAGAUAAGAUCUCAGGUGCUGAUAUCAACUCCAUCUGCCAGGAGGGCGGGAUGCUGGCCGUGAGGGAGAACCGCUACAUUGUCCUGGCCAAGGACUUUGAGAAGGCAUACAAGACGGUCAUCAAGAAGGAUGAGCAGGAGCACGAGUUCUACAAAUGAAGAGCUUGGAGCGAUUGUCUGGGAGGCUCAAAAUCCAUCCCUAAUAAACCAGCGCUGGCUCCCUAA
Messenger RNA from Pelodiscus sinensis (Chinese soft-shelled turtle), 1337 nucleotides. The record is from RefSeq and is a predicted model, not a curated record. Lineage: Eukaryota; Metazoa; Chordata; Testudines; Trionychidae.